Molecule: messenger RNA, 1331 nt
Organism: Peromyscus californicus insignis
Lineage: Eukaryota; Metazoa; Chordata; Mammalia; Rodentia; Cricetidae
Gene: Pkib
Product: cAMP-dependent protein kinase inhibitor beta
Exons: 7
Coding region: 357-686 (109 amino acids)
Biological process (GO): negative regulation of cAMP-dependent protein kinase activity
Cellular component (GO): cytoplasm; nucleus
Molecular function (GO): cAMP-dependent protein kinase inhibitor activity
Source: RefSeq, a predicted model, not a curated record
CGCAUCCCACGGCAGAGGCGGCCGCCAGCUCGAGCCGCGUCGCAGCUCCGUGCCGCAGAGAGGCCGGCAGGCGGCACCGCGAGGGACCUGGCCCGGCGCCGCUCGCAUCCCUGGCGCGCAGCUGGGAAAGAAGAACAUAUUCUGGGAAAACUGAAGAGAUAUGAAGAGGGGCCAUGAGAUACUGAAAACCACGCAAGACAGAUCUGGGAAGUCGGGAAACCAUAAAAUCACUGAGACAACAUCCAGGCAGGAAGGAGAAAGGAAAGUAAGAUUUUCAGCUUCACCCUUCACCUGUCUUAGAAAUAACAACAUAUCAUAAUCAGAGAUUUCACCUGGGCCACAGGCCACGGGCCACCAUGGAUGUGAACCUUGAUGCCCUUGGGGGUCAAAAGAAAACAAGCGACAGCAGCAAGGGAAGCGACAGCCCAGGAGCCCAGCAAGAUGCUGUGACGAGGACAGAUUCGUCGGAGAUGACUGAUGUGGAGUCUGUGAUCAGCAACUUUGCAGCUUCAGCAAGGGCAGGCCGCCGCAAUGCCUUACCUGACAUCCAGAGUCCAGCAGCCACAGGUGGAUCCUCUGAUCUUCCACUGAAGUUGGAGGCAUUGUCCAUGAAGGAAGAUGUUAAAAAGAAGAAUGAAGAGAAAGCACAAGACCAACUGAAAAAGCCCCUAAAUGAAGAAAAAUGAACACUUAGAAUUUAUCCAGGAUGUUGAUUUUGUUCACAUAGGGAGACGUAGUGGGUAUGCAUUCCUGAAGUGUUUGAUCUGGUAGUAGCCGUGAUAAUGUGUGUGUUUUAGGUCAUUUUGUUGUGAUACUCUGUCUUUAAACCACAACUAUGAUACACAAAUAGGUUAUAAAAAGGUAUUACUUUCAAAUUGCACCCCAAGGAAGAACACACUGUUUAUAUAACCAACAAAAUCCACUGUCUAUCUUGGGAUUUACUUAGUCAGAUAUGUGUUUAAUUAUGUUCUUACUGAGAUAGAAAAUUUUCUUGAUAUGCAUAAACAGAAAUCUAGUAAUUUAAUAUUUUGUAGAAUUUGUAGGAAAUUAUAUUUUUUGGUGAGAUGGAAUUAAUAGUAAAUAUCACACGUACAAAAUGUUUUUUUUUUUUUGGUCAAAAUUAUACCAUGUUUUCCCCAAAAAGUUGAGUGUUCUGGAAAUAGUGUAAGAGUUGUGACAACAUAAACAUUUCUAGGAUGCUUUCAUAUGAUGUAUUUUGCAUCUAGUCUGUGUAUACUGUGAUUUUUCAUAUGGACCCACAGAAUGUAAAAUUUGUGGCAAAUUGCUUAUAUAAAACAUGUGUAAUAAAUAAAUUGCACUAUAUUCCUUAA